Arachis ipaensis is the source of this 3897-nucleotide messenger RNA. The record is from RefSeq and is a predicted model, not a curated record. Lineage: Eukaryota; Viridiplantae; Streptophyta; Magnoliopsida; Fabales; Fabaceae.
UUAACUAUGUUUGAACCAUUGUAUGAUUUUGUGAAGCUCUGUGAACUGUGAAGUCACUGAAGUGUGAACUGAUUUACUGAACCAUUCUAGCCUCUUGCGUGCUUUGUUCAAGGCUUCUAGCUUCUAGGUAAUUUUUUUAACUAUAAUUGAAUAAUUUUUUGUUACUGUGAAGUUCUGUGAAUUGUGAACUGUGAACUGUGAGCUAUGUCUAUGAUUUAGCUUUUUUAUUUUUCUGUGAACUGUGAACUGAACUGUGAACUUUGUUGAAUGAUUGUUGAAUAAUUAUGAAUAAUUAUUGUUAGUUAAGUUGUGAAUUUUGUUGUUCUAACUUGUUACUAGGUUGAAUUAUUAUCGAAUAAUUUUAACUUAUGAGAUUAUUGGGUUGGAGUGAUUUGCUGUGGGUUCUUGUUAAUUCGGUAAAUAGUUGUUGUCAUUCUUGCACUUGAGAUUAUUGGGUUGCUUUGCUUUUCUCAAAUUGUAAAUUUGCUAAAUUGUUGCUGUUAUUGUGAUUUUUGAGAUUGAAAUUGUCUUUGUUUUUUGUUAUUUGGUUGUUGGAUUUUCUAUUUGGAUUUUGUACUCGUUUGUUUGUUAAAUUGUUGUGAUUCUUGAAAGUUAAAAUUGAGAUUAUUGGGUUGCUUUGUUUUAUCAAAUUGUUAAUUUGUUAAUUUGCUAAAUUACUGGUGUUAACUCUGAUUCUUGAGAUUGUGAUUGUCGUUAUUUUUUGUUAUUGGGUUGCUGGAUUUUCUAUUUGGAUUUUGUACUUGUGAUUCUUCAACCCUAGGUAUGAAUUUUGUUUUUUGUAAUAAUAAUUGUUGAAACCUUGAUUAAUUGUUGGUUCUAACCUUGUUGUUGAUUGCUUGAAGCAUGAUUAGUUUUUGAAGCAUUGAUUGAUUAAUUGAUUAGGGUAAGGUUGUGUUGUGUCGUUCCAAGAUGAAUACGAUUGUUUUGCUUUGUGAUGCUUGCUGGUUGUUAUUUGAUCUCACCGCAUUUCAGCAUUUGAUCAAUGAAAUGUUUUGCAAACAUUCAGUUUUUGGUUUGCAUUUCCAUAUAUUGACUUGGAUUUAUACCUUACUAAAAGUUAUCCAACGGAAUAAGUCAAGCUGAUCUCAUGAAAAUCCCAAAUGACUAAUAAGAUUGAAUGACAAACUUGGAUCAGUUGGAUGUUGGCAUUUUAUAUUUGGUUGGUUGUUUUUGUUAUUUGAUUUUUGAGUUUGUAUUUGAAUGAGAUCAUAACAUUCUGGUUUAUGUAGUACUUUUAAUUUGGAUGAUAUUUUAAAGUUUAUAUUAGAAUAUAAUUAUGUUUUAAUGUGUUUAUUUAUAUUUUUUUUAUUUUUUUUAUAAAACGGUUUUUGCGGUUCAACCACGGUUGAACCGGUUGAACCGGUUGAACUUAUGAACCAGUGAACCAGUAGCUAGAGCGGUUUGAUGACCAAUUCGGUUUUCAGAACCUUGCAAAUCAGAAAAUAAGGAAAACAAAAGUUACAAAACCAGUGAGCGAUAGGCGGAGCAUAGAGGUUUGCGGCGCACCAUUACAAUGGAAUUCGAACUCCCAAACAAGGCCUUAACCACCAUGCGCUUUUCGGAGCUGAAUCCGCCGCUAUCAGAGAAGGUUCUCGAAGCCUUAUCGGAAUCUGGGUUCAACUUCUGCACGCCGGUUCAAGCCGCCACCAUUCCCUUGCUCUGCAGCUUCAAGGAUGUCGCUGUCGAUGCCGCCACUGGUUCAGGCAAAACCUUAGCUUUUGUCAUCCCUCUUGUUGAGAUUCUUCGACGCUCCUCUUCUAACCCCAAGCCUCAUCAGGUACUAGGAAUAAUCAUAUCCCCUACAAGGGAGCUAUCACAUCAAAUAUAUCAUGUUGCACAACCUUUCAUUUCAACUUUAGCGAAUGUUAAGUCCAUGCUGCUUGUUGGUGGAGUUGAAGUGAAAUCAGACAUGAAGAAGAUAGAGGAAGAAGGCGCUAACAUACUAAUUGGCACACCUGGGCGGUUGUAUGACAUAAUGAACCGGAUGGAUUUCUUGGAUUUCAAAAACUUCGAGAUUUUGAUUUUAGACGAGGCUGAUAGACUUUUAGAUAUGGGAUUCCAGAAGCAGAUAACUUCCAUUAUAUCUCUUUUGCCUAAGCUUCGAAGAACUGGCCUGUUUUCUGCUACUCAAACUGAGGCUGUUGAAGAGCUUGCUAGAGCAGGAUUAAGAAAUCCUGUGAGGGUUGAAGUUCGGGCAGAGGCGAAACUUUUAAAUGCUCCUGCAGCAUCAAAACAACCUGAAUCUACAAAAACACCUUCUGGGCUUCAAAUUGAGUACUUGGAAUGUGAGGCAGAUAAGAAGCCAUCACAGCUAGUAGACAUCCUUAUUAAGAAUCGCUCAAGAAAAGUUAUAAUAUAUUUCAUGACUUGUGCUUGCGUUGACUAUUGGGGAGUUGUCCUUCCACGCCUUUCUGUUUUGAAAGGCUUCUCCUUGGUUCCUCUUCAUGGAAAGAUGAAGCAGACUGUUAGGGAGAAAGCAUUAGCCUCCUUUACAUCCCUUUCAAAUGGAGUUCUGCUAUGUACAGAUGUUGCAGCACGUGGACUUGACAUACCAGGUGUAGAUUGUAUAGUGCAGUAUGAUCCUCCUCAAGAUCCAAAUGUUUUCAUACACAGAGUUGGUCGAACUGCUCGGCUGGGUAAACAAGGUCAUGCAGUUGUCUUCUUAUUGCCAAAGGAGGAGUCUUACGUAGAAUUCCUACGUAUAAGAAGAGUCCCUCUUCAAGAGAGAAAAUGCUCUGAUAAUGCACCUGAUGUUGUACCUCAGAUUCGUUCUGCUGCGAAAAAAGAUCGUGAUGUUAUGGAGAAAGGAGUCAGGGCAUUUGUUUCCUACAUCCGUGCGUACAAGGAGCAUCACUGUUCAUAUAUUUUUAGGUGGAAAGAACUUGAAAUUGGUAAAUUGGCCAUGGGACAUGGCUUAUUGCAACUUCCUCUAAUGCCAGAGGUAAAACAUCACUCACUUUCUACUGAGGGAUUUGUACCAGUUGAUGAUAUCAAUUUGGAGGACAUUAAAUACAGAGAUAAAUCUCGUGAAAAACAAAGGAAGAAAAACCUGCAAGCAAAGAAAGAAGCGAAAGAGAAGGAGAAAGAGGCAAAACCAGAAAAGCCAAGCAAAACUCCCAGUGCACCUACUGCCAUGAGGAAGAAAACAGCCCGACAGAGACGUGCUCAGCAGACAAUUGAAGAUGAGGAAGAGUUGAUGCAAGAUUACCGCUUGUUGAAGAAACUGAAGAAAGGGACUAUAGAUGAGAAUGAAUAUGCUAAGUUGACAGGCGCUGAGGAAUUACUCUGAAUACCAAUUUUGUGUGUUGUGGAAAGAAGUGUGUUUAGUUUAGUGCAAUAUUAGCUAGAAAAUUGCAGCAUCCUUUGAUGCCACAUUUUUUCUCUUGGCAUUCUCCGAAAGGUCUGGGAUUAAGACAUCUCUCUCUACUGAUGGCAUCGUCGCAUCGAGUCCAGAGAACUGAUUUCCAUUCUGCAGCUCAGAGAGUUGAAUUGGCUCAAUGACUUCUGCAGCUGAUUAUACUGGUAAAGCAACGACAAAAUGCUUAAGUUUGGGGUAAGGCACAAUUUCUUCAAUGAGAAAAACAGGGCCUUUUAAAAAAUUACCAACACAAUAGUUGAUUUUGGGACUUGUUUUUGUUCAAUCUACGAUUUGUGUUAUUCUUUACUUAGGGUGCAUCAUCCAUGUAACUUUGAUUAGUCUGAUAGUGUCAGAAUCUGUAGAAGUGUAGAACUGUAGAAGCAUAAUUAUGUUCUAGUUAUUUGUUACGUUAAUCAACAGUCAUAAACUCAUAAUAGAAUUUUGCCUUGUACUUAUUACUGAUAUUAAUUCAUUUAAGAUUUAAGCCCCUCACCUUGUUGGUGGUGAUUUACAUUUUA